Musa acuminata AAA Group (dessert banana) is the source of this 1606-nucleotide messenger RNA. RefSeq lists its product as uncharacterized. The record is from RefSeq and is a predicted model, not a curated record. The coding region runs from base 81 to 1046 and encodes 321 amino acids. NCBI's taxonomy places the organism in Eukaryota, Viridiplantae, Streptophyta, Magnoliopsida, Zingiberales, Musaceae. Gene Ontology annotation, biological process: regulation of DNA repair. The transcript is spliced from 8 exons.
UUAUCUGUCCGCUGCCAGUCCCGUACUCGAGUUCCUCCGCUUGCCCUAAUCAGAAGGGGGAGCUCUUGAGGCAAGAAAAGAUGGCAACUUUGUUGGCAAACCGAAGGUUUCACAUCUCCCUCCAUGGCCAGUUUCGAUGCCUCGUUAUUUCUUCGGGGGUGAAGAACAGACGUGAUUCAUCCGGUCGUGUUAGAUGCAUUCCGGGGGAAUACGCCAAGAUCAGGAAAGCAGCAAAUUUUUCGCAUCUGAAGACUGCCAAGGAGAAAGAAACCUACCCGACCGAAACAGUCUCUUCCAAAAAUAUCAAAUUUCACCGGAUUUUUUCACGCAACAGUCUCCCUGAUGCAGAGGGCGCAAGCUCAAGUGGUAUCUUUGAUAGAGCUGAAGAACUCCUAGAGUUCAAAGAUGUCAGUAGUUGUUCUCUAGAUAUCAUGGAGGAUGCUGCAGAGGAAGAGUUUGGACAAUGCCCUGGUGAGGAACAAGAUUCUGAUAUAACAAAGAUCGCUGAAACUGGGGAAGUAAUGAAAAGUAGAAUUAAGCAGGAUGCUGAGCAAAUGGCAAUUGAAUUACUUUCGGCCAGAGCAUUUACAACACUUGAGCUGCGAAAAAAAUUACGAGGCAAAAAAUACCCUCUUGAUAUAGUUGACUCGCUGAUAGCCAGUUUAAAAGACAGGGGUUUGAUAAAUGAUGGUCUAUAUGCGGAGUCAUUCUCUCACUCUCGUUGGUUGUCCUCGACUUGGGGUCCAAAGCGUAUAAAAAAGGCACUUAGGCACAAAGGGGUGAGUGAAAUGGUAGCAGAUAAAGCAACAAAAGAGGUAUUUGAGGAGGAUGACACUGGUGGCAACGAUCAGAACAUACAACAUGGCAUUUCCAAACAUUCAAUGGAACGUCUCUAUCUUCAGGCCUCUAAGCAGUGGUUUCGCAGCCAGGACUCAUCUCUUCAGAUUCGGAAGUCGAGAAUUGUAAGGUGGCUGCAGUACCGUGGAUUCAGCUGGGUAAUCACUAACAACAUAUUAAGAAGGCUCGAAUCAGAUUAUCCACCAUGAGAGUGUCCUUGGCAACCUGCUGAUAAUUUCUCCAAAAUCCUGCUGUAAUUAUUGCCCAGCACCCUUCAAAAUCGCCACAGCAAAAGUGAUGGAGCUAGUGCCCUGGAUGCUGACCACAUCAAUAUUUAAGCUGAAUUAGUAGAGGGAUCUUGGUUUUGGUCUGGAAUGCAUUAAUUAAAUGGACUUUUGCCUGCAUUGUACCACUACGGAAGGAAACUCCAUCGAAGCCUUGUGAAGUCUAAAGGUUUGGAGAGUGGCUUCUGCUGAAUCACUUGUGGAGAACAUGCUUGCCUACUCUUGAUGCAUGUUGAUAAUGGCAUGACCAAUUGGUUGAUGUUCCAAAUCCUGCACUCGGGGAUGUGCGUUCAUCUCAUUGUCUUUUGGAGUUGGCAAAAGCAAUCAAGCUUUAUUCUCUAUAUGUGAGGCUAGUUGCACACAAGACUAACAGUGAUUAGAGUAUCUUUCACAACUUAAUGCUGAAACUUUUUGUUUUUUGCUUCCUAACAAUUUCCAUGGAGUUUUACAAGGUAUAAAUGCCAAUUAUACUUUCAUUGUCUCUA